Messenger RNA from Cantharellus anzutake, 1623 nucleotides. RefSeq names its product FAD/NAD-P-binding domain-containing protein. Gene Ontology annotation, biological process: NAD+ metabolic process. NCBI's taxonomy places the organism in Eukaryota, Fungi, Basidiomycota, Agaricomycetes, Cantharellales, Hydnaceae. The coding region runs from base 19 to 1440 and encodes 473 amino acids. Gene Ontology annotation, cellular component: mitochondrial outer membrane. Gene Ontology annotation, molecular function: FAD binding; kynurenine 3-monooxygenase activity; NAD(P)H oxidase H2O2-forming activity. The transcript has 8 exons. The record is from RefSeq and is a predicted model, not a curated record.
GCGUUAUCUUUUGCCAAGAUGGGCUUCAAGGUAUCAGUGUACGAAGCAAGACCAGACAUCCGCCAUUCAUCUUCUAGAGCUGCUUUUCAACGCCGAUCUGUGAAUCUUGCUAUCUCGUCUCGUGGGCUCGCGGCGCUGGGGUUUGUGGAUCCAGCUAUCGCUGCACGCUUCUUGGAAACAGCCAUACCCAUGCCAGGCCGCAUUGUGCAUCCUGAGCAUGGCGAAGCCCAAUUCCAACCCUACGACCUCAAUGGCAAGCACAUAAACUCUAUAGACAGGAUGCUUUUGAAUGAAGAACUUUUGAACGAGCUUUUGGCUUUCGAAGAUAUAUCUGUGCAUUUCCAACAUAAGAUGGUGGCUGCAGACUAUAAUGCCCGCACGCUUGUGAUAGACGAUUCAUCAUCUGGAGAAUCGCUGCGAAAAACUGUCACAUUUGAUCUUUGCAUCGGAGCUGAUGGCAGCUUCUCCAACGUCAGGCGCCAGCUCAUGCGCGUAUUACCCAUGGACUUUCAGCAGACAUAUAUUCCACACGAGUACAUCGAGCUACGGAUGCCUCCGCUGGCAGUUUCCACCUCUCAGGACAGUCCUCAAUAUCGCAUCGACCCUCAUGGGUUGCAUAUCUGGCCCCGUCACUCUUUCAUGCUCAUAGCACUUCCGAACAAAGAUGGAUCGUUCACUUGCACACUGUUUGCGCCACGUUCUGAACUUUCUCUUCUGCGAGACUGCAAUAAAAUUAUAUCAUGGUUCCGAAGAUACUUUCCAGAAGUUCUACAGCUCAUCGGUGAAGACGACAUCGUACAUGAUCUCAUGUGCAACCCGAGAAGCCCCUUAAUAUCUAUUAAAGCUAACCCCUACCAUUACAAAGAUCGGGCAAUAAUUCUGGGUGAUGCUGCCCACUCGAUGGUGCCAUUCUACGGUCAAGGAUUGAAUUGCGGCCUCGAGGAUGUACGAAUACUUUCGUCACUGAUGCUAUCCGGGGCCGUAGACCCCACGGCCUCCAUCGAUCAGUUGGUGGGCUCGGAGGAUCCUGCGCUUUCUAGGGUCCUGGAAGAAUAUACUCAAUCGCGCCACCAGGACCUUGUCGCUAUCUGCGACUUGGCCAUGGAGAACUACGUCGAGAUGAGACAUUCCGUCACCACUCCGAGUUACCGUUUAAGGAAGGUCACUGAUGGAUGGCUUUCACAAUUGUUUCCUUCCUCCGCCGCACCGAUGGAACAACUCAUGCAGCCUCAAUCGUCGGCGAGCGAAGCAGCACGCCAGUUCCCCAGUGGUUGGCUCUCACUGUACACGAUGGUCACAUUCCGUCCUGACAUUCCGUACGCAAUCGCUAAGGAGAAAUCGGACUGGCAGCGCAAGCUCUUCGACCGCGCUGGGCUGACGGCAAUGAUCGGGCUCGUUGGAUUGGUCGGAUUUUGGGCCAUCCGCACCGGCAAACGGUGAAUCUGCAUCUCCAUUCCUGCCGAAAAUCCUAUGGGCAAUCAGAGGUAAGGCACAGCAAAUCGAAGAGGAUAAUAACUAUGUAUAGCAGAUACAGCACACGCCCCCGUCUUUCACGCAAUUUACUCGGGUAUUCUAAAGAGAAUAAUAUUGUAAAUGCAAAUUGAACGCUAUAUCUGAUGUAGU